This is a messenger RNA of Delphinapterus leucas (beluga whale), 922 nucleotides long. It is a transcript of the gene RNF222, whose product is annotated as ring finger protein 222. The record is from RefSeq and is a predicted model, not a curated record. Lineage: Eukaryota; Metazoa; Chordata; Mammalia; Artiodactyla; Monodontidae.
ACAGUGACAGUGGCAGGAGGACGUGCUGCCCACCCAGCACCUCUGGGUGGCUCAGACCUGCUCCAUGGAGGCCCCGGGUGGAGAGGCAGGUGCUGCUCGCCCUGGUCCCAGCCAAACCUCGGGCAGGCCUCCGGGAAGAGUCUGAAGGAUGAGUGAGCUGUGAUGGGCAAAGGAAGGAGCCCACAGCUCCCUGACGUGACCGCGCCGCCGGCCAGCCGUCAUUUGGAUGUCCAGGGCCCUGCCCUCCCGUGCGGCCAUGUCCGAUGGGGAGAGCAAGGAAAGCUCGGGCGGCGAGUGCCCCGUGUGCUACGAGAAGUUCCGCGAAAUGGAGGGCGCCAGCCGGACGCUGAGCUGUGGCCACGUGUUCUGCCAUGACUGCCUGGUCAAGUACCUCCUCUCCACGCGCGUGGACGGGCAGGUCCAGAGGACUGUCGUCUGCCCCUUCUGCCGCUACGUCACCUUCCUCGGCAAGAAGAGCUCCUGCUGGCCCUCCAAGCUGGACAAGAGCUCUCAGAUCCUGGCCGUGCCCAUGGGCCUGCCGCCCGUGCCACCGCCGGACACCCUAGGCCACGCCGACUCCCUGGCCCUCUCCCAGCCUUUCUGGAGGCCGUCCCCGAAUCAGGGCGUCCAGCUGACCUUGGACCCGCCGCCCGGCCUGCUCCAGGAGCCGCAGAUCUUCAGCUGCCACGGGAUGCCCCUGGGGAAGCAGGACAGCAUCCUGCCCGGGCGCAGCCAGGCCGAGCUCUUGGAGGCCUCCCCGGUGCCCAGCUCCACCCGGUCGUUCUGCAGCCGCUCCCAGGCCCUACUGCUCAUCAUCCUCAUUGCCGUGGUGGCCGCCAUCCUGCCCUGGGUGCUGCUGGUGAGGAAGCACGCGUGAGUGGGGCACCGGCCCGAGGGCCGCUCUGGAAGCUGCCCACUCACA